GGCAGCGGUUGGGGGCGGGUGGUGCAGGGAUGGAUGUGGAGAAGAUCGCGCGAAGUUACGAGGCGCAGAUCCAAAACUACCAAGGGAGCGACCCGCUGGAGCCAUGGGACAGGUACGUGCAGUGGGUAGAGGGCUCUCUCCCGCCGCAGGAAAAACAGAAGCGCCUGCCGCGUCUCCUGGAGCAGCUUGUGAAGGCGUUCGUGACCGACAAGAAAUAUCACCAGGAUGGCAGAUUUGUUAACUGCUGCAUUAAGCUGGCAGAGUUCAUCAACCCUCCUUGCGUGUAUUUUGACUACCUGUGCGGUCAGGGAAUUGGUACAAAUACCUCUGCCUUCUAUAUUGCUUGGGCUCAGCAGCUUGUAAAAGAGGGCCUUGUGCAGUGUGCAGUAUCUGUUGUUCAAAAAGGACUUCGCAACCAGGCACAACCACAAGAGAACCUGCAACAGCUGUAUUGCUGGCUGCAGAAUUAUGAUCCUUGGAAUCCUUCUCUGCAAGGUGCUGCUACUGUAAAACCACUUCAAACUUCAAAUGCUGAAAAUCAAAUGGCUCCUCACACAGGUGUUACAGUUCCUGAUGAUCUGGCAUACAUGUGCAGAAAUCAGGGUCUUGAUUCUGCUGGUACUCAGUCCUGCUCUUCUGAUGGAAGACAACAAGUAACAUGUGUUACAUACAUCUCUAAAUCUGGAGUUCUUCCUACAUCAUUGUCUUCUGCUGUGGAAUGCAAACAGGUUGCAAUGUAUGAUAAAAAUCUUCUCAUUUGUGAAGGCUCUGAACUUUCAUUUGAGGAGCUGAGAGCCAACCGAUACUUCAAGAAAUACGUGCGCUUCAAGAAACAAAAAGAACAGGAAGAGGAAGAGAAGGAGUUUGUAAGGAAAAAGGAGGCAGCUGUCCUCGAACUGCAAGCCCUGCAGCAGAAGCUGGAACAGCUCACUCAGCUCACCAAAAGCUUGGAGGAAACUAGGCUGGAACCUGCAUCUACAACAUCCGUUGUGCCAAAUAAGACAGAGGUGCAUCCCCAUGUGGCACUCAGUGCAGCUCUGCAGCAGAACUGGAUGGCACCUUGCCAAAGCUCAGGUCUGGUACCAGACCAGCCUCAGUCAAGUACUUUGUUAUCAAAAUCUCUUACACUGGAGUCAGCAAAACCAGCUGGCCACUGGACGACAUCAGCCUCCCUGAUGAAAACACCAUACAAGAAGGAUGCAAUCACAACUCAACAGGAGCUUAGAGAAGUCCAGAAUGGAUUGCUACACCCUCCAUUCAACAAUGUUUCAGCUCAGGAACAGGCACAACCUGACUCAGCUGUUCAGUGGAGUACCAGAAAAGAGCACUCUAAAAAGACAUCAUCCAUUGGACUAACUACGUGCACAGAUGUGGAAGUAUCUAGAGCUGGAAAUGCUUCCUUUGCUUCUGGAAAUGCUUCUCAGGCUACACCAAACACCUCACUGGGAGGAGCAAUGCAGGCAACACCAUUCAAAGUGCAACCUUCACCAACAGUUCAUACAAAAGAAGCAUUGGGAUUUCUAAUGGAUGUAUUUCAAACACCUGUCUUCCCUGAAUUAUCUCCUCUUGAAGAAAGCGAGGAGCAAUUUGAAGCCUUUUUCUGCAAAAGUGAGCUUGAUGGAACCUUGAAAGCAAAUGUCGUCGCCCCCGUUGUACCCAUGUUUUCUAUCUUUGAAGAUGAAGAGGAAAAAGAGAACAAUGGGAUUCCACCACCAAAAAGCAAGACAGAAGAGCCCAGAACUAUUGGAGAGCGUCCCUUGACUGACUGCAUAGAAGAAGAGACAAGGACACCAGAGUUCUUGCAGGAUGAUUGUAUAGUGUGGAAUGCAUCAUGUACUAAUAAAACGUUAGCUUCCUGUCCAAACAACACAAGAGACUUUACAGAAGCUGCCCGGCUUGUAUCAACACCGUUUAAUUACCUGUCAGUGCGUUCACGGCAAGCUUUGGAGGACAAAGCUUCCAAGAAUGACUUGCAGCAAAUGGAUUGGGAAUUUUCUGAAGAACUGCACAAGAAGGCAAAAACUAAGAAGCUAAGCCCUGCUCUUAAACACAUUGCAGAACAAGGAGAGUGUCAAGGAAAUGCCAUCACUACAGCUGCUUCUCACAAAUUACAUGAGCAGAUUACCACUAGUAGAGCUGAAUAUUCUUCAUCUGUUGGGGUGGACAAGACUUCUCAUGAAAAACUCUCUGGAACUCAGCAGGACAGCAGAACAGCCAGGGCUGGUGGAGCUUCAGUCCUUGUUGAGAACCCUUGGGAUAAGGAAUUGAUUUGCAAAUUCUUAUCAGAGCUCCCUAAGCCACUCAGUACCUAUGCCAACUACUUUGAAUGGAAAUCUGUUCUUCCACCUAUCCAAGCGAGGGCUGAACUCCAUCUUGGUUCCCUCUCAGUCUGUGUGGACAGCUUGGUUGGAGAAGGAGCUUUUGCUCAAGUCUACCAGGCUUCUGUUCUGAAUGCGAGUGACCCUAGAAGCAAUCAGAAAGUAAUAUUCAAGGUCCAGAAACCUGCCAAUCCUUGGGAAUUCUACAUAGCAACUCAACUGGUAGAAAGACUCGAUCCAAGUAUACACCAUCUUUAUAUCCACCUUUAUUCUGCUCAUUUCUUUCAAAAUGGAAGUAUUUUGAUUGGUGAGCUCUAUAACUAUGGAACUUUGCUGAAUGCCAUAAACAUUUACAAAAAGCUUCCUGAAAAGGUGAUGCCUCAAGCAUUUGUAAUCUAUUUUGCUGUGAAAAUUCUUCAUAUGGUAGAAGAGCUCCAUAGCUGCAAAAUCAUUCAUGGUGACAUUAAACCCGAUAAUUUCAUGCUUGGAGAAAGGUUUCUGGACAAUGAUACAUGUGACAUAGAUGAUCUCUCACAUGGCCUGACGCUCAUUGAUUUGGGACAGAGUAUAGAUAUGAAACUCUUUCCUGAAGGAACUGCAUUUACUGCAAAGUGUGAAACAUCUGGGUUCCAGUGUAUUGAAAUGCUGACCCAGAAACCAUGGAACUACCAGACAGACUACUUUGGCAUUGCAGCAACCGUCUACUGCAUGCUGUUUGGUACUUACAUGCAAGUGAAGAAUGAAAGUGGUGUCUGGAAGCCUGAAGGAUCUUUCAGAAGGCUUGUCAAUGCUGAACUGUGGAAAGAGUUCUUUGACAUCAUGCUAAACAUACCAAGUUGCCAUAGCCUGCCUUCUUUAACCGCUUUGCGCAACAGACUGAAGGACUUAUUUUGCAAGUCGUAUGCAAAGGAAAUAAAGCUCCUUAGGAGAAGACUUGUUGUGUUGCUCAUAGAGCACAAACGGUCACGAAAAUAGCUUGCAUUUAGCUUGCAAAAUGAUUGAGGAUGGGAAUGUCAUGCACGUGGAAUAUUUUUGUAGCAUCUUUUAAACCUAAAUGUUGUUGGCCUAGCUUCAGGAAUGGUAACUUUCAUGUUUGCAUGAAAUAGUGCAGAAAUGUCACCUUUUGAAAACUAGAGUAAGUGUUAAUGGAACUUGCCCAGUUUUGGUGUGGGAGACACAGGCAUGAUGGAGGGGAAUAAUAUGUUGUGUAUUUUGGGGGGAGAAAAAGCUAGUGAAGAGGGCUGUACAAGUAAAGUAAUUGCUUUCAACUUCCAAUGUAUAUAGGCUAGGAAGUAUAUUGGUAAUAAAUGCUGUCCAGCCAGGUGAAAGUCAGGCUGAUCUUUGAAACUGAAAGAGUGUGUGAUGUGUUCAGGAUGUGUUUUCCUCAAUAUGAAGAACAACAAGCUUUGUGGAAGGAGCAAGCUGCUGGAAGCUGAGAUGUAAUUCCAAACUGUGGUCCUACCAUUGUGAAAGACUCCAGAAUCUCUUCUAAGAGAAGAGAGUAAUUGGAAGUGAAAUAGUACGUGCAACUGGUUACAAGAAGGUGAACUUCUGUGACUUACUAGACUUCAUCAUGGAAAAGAACAUGUGCCAUGCGUAAGGAAGGGUUUUCCAUAUGUCCCUCCUCUCUCCGAAGAAAAGCUGCUGGAGCCACCUGCAAAUAACUAAGGAAAUGAGCAAGCACAGUUUUGAGUUGGUGAUAAGAUGAGCACUGCUACUUGUCCAUGCAUUCAAGACUGCUGUUACUACAAUUCCCUUGAGCUUUGUGGCUUGUAUAUUCACAAUGCUUCUGUUCCACCCUUUUUCUCAGCAACUGCUAAUCUCAGUUUCUUUCAGCAUAGAUGAGAUUUGGAUUAGACUGAACUGAACUCUCACCUGCCACUUCUUUGUUAAAUUUGCUUCUGAACAUUCAAAAAUUAGUAUAGGCAUGGGCAAAAGCAAGAGGCAAGUGUGUGUCUCCAUGCUGGAACUGAAAUAGUUGUUUCCUGGUCAUUAUGAGGUUUUGUUUUUCCUUACUGUGGCAAAAAGUUGUGUUGUGGUAUCUGGCACCUUGCUCUGAAAAACUCCAGAAAAGCUUAUUUUACCAGUACCCUUUUUUCUCUAUUUUGUUUGUUAAAAUUAUCUAAUUCUAUACAUCUUAACUACAGUGGCCAAUAAAACAGUGCAUUGAUUUGCUA
Messenger RNA from Gallus gallus (chicken), 4495 nucleotides. RefSeq names its product BUB1 mitotic checkpoint serine/threonine kinase (gene BUB1). The record is from RefSeq and is marked provisional. Lineage: Eukaryota; Metazoa; Chordata; Aves; Galliformes; Phasianidae. The transcript is spliced from 25 exons. Bases 30 to 3293 code for a protein of 1087 amino acids. Gene Ontology annotation, biological process: mitotic spindle assembly checkpoint signaling; protein phosphorylation; meiotic sister chromatid cohesion, centromeric. Gene Ontology annotation, molecular function: protein kinase activity; ATP binding.